Messenger RNA from Photinus pyralis (common eastern firefly), 1991 nucleotides. RefSeq names its product pancreatic triacylglycerol lipase-like. Gene Ontology annotation, molecular function: triacylglycerol lipase activity. The coding region runs from base 146 to 1789 and encodes 547 amino acids. Lineage: Eukaryota; Metazoa; Arthropoda; Insecta; Coleoptera; Lampyridae. The transcript is spliced from 12 exons. Gene Ontology annotation, biological process: lipid metabolic process. The record is from RefSeq and is a predicted model, not a curated record.
AGAUACAACGUAUCAUUUACCUUGCAUCAGUGUGCAGUGAAUGUUUACUUAAUCUGCCGUCUGGGUCAGUUAUGUUGGUCGCUUCUUCCACUUUUAAACAGCCAGAAAAGUUAGAGAACGGAAUGUGAUAUUAUAAGUGAAGAAAAUGCUCCUCGUGCAACUGUAUGUGAUCAUUUAUGCCAUAAAAGCGAUUUCUGGUGCAUCCAUCGAUCCGUUCGGAUGGGCCAGGGCUGACCGGUUAGAAUUUCAUAUUCCUUGGUUACCAUUUGAAAAUGAAACAAGAUGCUAUGACGAAUUGGGCUGUCUUAACAUAACAAGAAGUUGGUAUCAUCUAAUCUACCGUCCAUUUAACGUAUUUCCUUUGCCCAGAUCUGUGAUAAAUACUAAAUUUAUUUUAUAUACAAGAGCCAAUCCUAAUACGAGUGAAACGCUGAGAGCCCUCGAUGAAAACUUAAAGAAAUCAAGUUUAGAUUUAAAGAAGAAAAUCAAAUUUAUCAUUCAUGGCUUUAUCGAUACACCCUUAUCGAACUGGGUGGGUGAUAUGAAAGAUGAACUUCUGAAGGGAGAAGACUUAAAUGUGAUCAUUGUGGAUUGGGCUGGCGGAAGUCUUCCUUUGUACACCCAAGCUACUGCUAACACACGAUUGGUCGGCCUGGAAUUGGGAUACUUUAUUAAUUUCCUCAUGAAGAAUUACGCAGUAGAUCCUGCAGACAUACACAUUAUAGGGCAUUCUUUAGGUGCGCACACUGCAGGUUAUGCUGGAUCGAUGGUACCCGGUUUGGGCAGAAUUACUGGCUUGGAUCCCGCUGAACCAUAUUUUCAGGGAAUGCCUUCACAUGUCCGCCUAGAUCCGACCGAUGCACAAUUGGUUGAUGUGAUCCAUACAGAUGGGAAAGGAAUAAUUUUUUUGGGGUAUGGUAUGUCGCAGUCAUGUGGGCACGUCGAUUUCUAUCCCAAUAGCGGUAAAGAACAACCCGGAUGUGACAUAACACAAACGCCUCUCAUUCCAUUAACUCUUAUAAAGGAAGGGUUAGAGGAAGCGUCACGAGUUCUUGUCGCUUGUAAUCAUAUAAGAGCGAUUAAAUUGUUUACUGAGAGCAUUAACUCACAGUGCCCUUACAUUGCGCAUCAAUGUCCAAGCUACCAACAUUUUGUUUCCGGUAAGUGCUUCACAUGCAAAUCCGGCGCGGGAAACUGUGCUGUGAUGGGCUACCACCUUGACGCAAGCCCUCAUUUGGAAAAUGAAGUAACCCCUCAAACAAACAAAUUUCAUGAAACCAUCGGAACGAAAUUCUACACGAUUACCGGCAAAGAGCAACCUUACUGUCAUCGUUUAUAUCGAAUUAGCAUUGAAUUAGCGAAGCCGUUGAUUGCUGAAUCGUGGGUGCAAGGUUUUCUCAAGGCGUCCUUGCACAGCCCAUCCGGUGUCGUUCACAUAAAUCUAACGCCGUCCGGUGAUAUGAAGCUUGCGCAUGGUACAACUCAUACAAUGGUAGUGUCGCAUCCGUCAGAUUUGGGCGGAAACGUGAAGAAAGUCGAAUUGAAUUGGGAGUAUGAUAUGAACGUUUUAGAACCACGAACCCUAUGUCUUCUUUGGUGCAACGAUCAUUUAUACGUUAAAAGCGUAACUGUCGACGAAAUGGAACUACCAGGAAGAGGGAAACGGGAUACCCACUUUACAAAUAGGCUCUGUUCUCCCAGCAAACGCGAUUACGCAGAUAUUUCCAAUGGAGGAAGAGCAGUUUUUGUUGAUGUUUGUAAUACAGAUAAACGUGAUGUAACAAGGUAGCACAAUUAUAUCAAAUAAGGAAACAUUGUACCUGCUAGAUUUUUUGUUAACUAUGUUUUUUAGUGUAAAGUCUGAAUGUAGACAUCUGCAUUAGUAUAGUCUCAUUAACAUAUUGAAAGGUUUGUGAUACUUUUAAUGGUAAUACUGUUACAGUAUUUACUUUGUUUUGUGUUACUUAAUAAAUACAAUUAAAUUACUGACA